This is a messenger RNA of Aspergillus caelatus, 1192 nucleotides long. Its product is annotated as putative cytokinesis EF-hand protein Cdc4. NCBI's taxonomy places the organism in Eukaryota, Fungi, Ascomycota, Eurotiomycetes, Eurotiales, Aspergillaceae. Gene Ontology annotation, cellular component: myosin II complex. Bases 574 to 1023 code for a protein of 149 amino acids. The record is from RefSeq and is a predicted model, not a curated record. The transcript is spliced from 4 exons. Gene Ontology annotation, molecular function: calcium ion binding. Gene Ontology annotation, biological process: mitotic actomyosin contractile ring assembly.
GGACACUCCACUUUCUCCUAUUCUCCAUCCCGCCUUUUCACUCUUAUCAACAUUCCAGUCCAAUCUGUUCCUUGGUAACUCUCUGGCUUUUGACGUGCUGGUCAACCGUCAAUUCUCCAUUACAACCAUCCCUGCCUUCAUUCAUCCCCCCUCGCAGCAAUCCACACAACUCUAUACCAUUUCCGGAAUCACCCUCACAAGCGCUCCAUAACAACAAAUCGAGAAGAUGGUACGUGGCCCCGUCUGAUUGUUGCUCUGCAAUCCCUUGGAAUAGUGGCAAGAGAAACAUGGCCAGCGAGGCGAAGGAGGAUGCCUCAAGAGCUUGCAGAAAGUGAUUGUUUACCUCCUACUGGAUCCGGGGCGAGAUCUCACUCGGUCCCCAAUGAAUCGAUUGGAUUGAAUUGCCGCCCCUCAACCUCUUGCGCAUUCCCUGGUUCGCCCUCUUCCGACCCAUUCCAUCAACAAUCUUCCCCUCCUCAUUCUCCCCAUUAUACCUGGAUUUUCCAUCUCCCUCAUCCGUCACCCUGUGCUUGGAAUCUUUUCUUUGGUUGAAUAUCGCAUUUGGCGUUCAAAAUGACUGGCUCACACAAUAACCAUGACGACCAGGCCUCCACCAACUACAAAGAAGCGUUCUCCCUUUUCGACAAGCGCGGAACCGGCAAGGUCUCCCUGGAGUCUCUCGGUGACCUCCUGCGCGCAUGCGGCCAAAAUCCCACUCUCGCUGAGAUCGCCGAUCUAGAGAAGAGCCUCGGCGGAGACUUCGACUUCGACUCUUUCGUGAAGGUCCUCAACCGUCCAGGCGGCUUCCGCGACCCAGGUGAAGCUGAGGAAUACUGCCGCGGAUUCCAGGUGUUCGAUAAGGAUAUGACCGGGUUUAUCGGGGUUGGUCAGCUUCGAUACAUUCUGACGAACUUGGGCGAGAAGAUGUCGGACGAGGAGGUCGAUGAACUUCUCAAGGCGGUUGAUACCAGCUCGGGUGAGAUUAACUACACCGACCUCGUUCGCACCAUUUUGGCCAACUGAUGAUUGAUACACGAUACCCUAUGUUCUAUGAUAUUAUGAGAAUCGCUCGAGGGGCGGAGUUGGGCUAAGUUUCAGUUCGUUUGUAUUGUAUAUCGGGUUCAUAUGAUAUGGAUAGCAAUAGCAAUGGUAGCAUAGAUAUUUGCACAAAUUCACACCUGUCCAUAUACGC